AUGAAAAGUAACUCUCAGCCAAACCAAAGGUAAAUUCUAAUAAGAGACCUCGAAGCCCAUCUGGGAAAAAACCAAAAGCAGACCCAAAAUCACAAUACCUUGCUCUUUCUAACAAAUUUAAAUGUCCUCCAAAUAAAAAUUUAAUUGAAAGGUAAAUAUAAGGCAGUUUAACUGAAAAUCAAAUCGAGCUUUGUCUAGACGAUAUUUCAAGUCAAGAGCUUCGGCAUCUGCCUAAUAUCCUAUCAAAUAUAAAACAAAUAAACUGUAUAAAACUGUGAACAAUAGGCUAUGAAAAGAAAAUUAAGGUAAAAUCCGCAAAUAAGAAAAAUAAGUCUUCUGAGCCUAAUGCAAAGCCCAUCGCAGCAAACCCUUCAAUUAUGCACAGAUUUUCGAUGUUUUUGUGCAAUAACUUGGCAAAAAACCAAUGCUUACAGCAGCUUUGCUUGUUUGGGCUAGAAUUUCAAGAAAGCAGCUGGCAGCAGCUUGCAAGUGGCUUGAUUUCUUCAUCUGUGCUUUCGCUAGUCAUAAACCAUUGCAAGUUUUCAGAGCCACAGCUUGAAAUAUUAUUAUAUUCUUUUAUACUGAGUAUUUAUUUUUUUUUUUUUAAAUUUUCAUAAAAUCAAGCUUAAAUAAAAUAAGAUAUCUGCACUCAGUAACCAAAAUCAAUUGAAAAGUCUAGAUUUAUCAUGAAAUGAACUAGGUGAAAAAUCAGGAUAUACCUUUGUAAUUUAAAUAAACAAUAUGAUUUUUAUAGAAAAAUUUCAGAAUAAAAUUAAUUAAAUGAGGAAUAUAUGAUAUCAAGAAUUAUAGGAAAACAAGGUGAAAGAAGAGAUACUGAAACCUGAGCACAAAGUUUAAGAGGAUCAAUAGGAGGAAACUCUGAAGGCCUUGAAGAACUAAUAAUAGGCUACAACCACAUUGGCGACUAUGGCUGGGAGCAGAUUUUAACUGCAUUGCAUUGUGAUAUAUGGCUGAAAUAUAUUGAUAUCCGCGGCAACCAUCUUACUUCAAAAUCUUUUAUAGAAACUGAAAGACUUUUAGACGAAAAUAAAUAUUUACUUGUAAUUGAUAUCCGCGACAACAAAGACUCAAUGAAUUUCUUAACGAGAAUUCUUAAUAAGCUUGUCGAUAAUUUUACAUCAUAUCCCCACACAGCCCUUACUGAUAAAUAUACAAUUUUAUAUGAUCAGAUUCUCAAUGACCAGCAGCCUGACCCUACCUUUAUUGUUUCAGCUUUUAAACCAAGAAGAACUCUCACAGCAUCUUUUUCUAAGCCAAAAAAUGAAUCUUUCAGAAAAGCAAGCCCAGAGCCAAAUUCAUAUGGAAAUACCAGAAAUAAUGAUAAAUGUAUGAAUAGGGAAUGCAAUAAAAUCAUAGAAAAUUUGCAGAGGGAGUGCUCAAGAUUGUCAAUAGAAAAUGAAAGAUUGAAAAGGAAGCUAGAAGAAGCAAGUAGAAGGGCAACUUUUUCAAGCCAAGAUGAAGAAGAAACCGAAGAAUAUUAUGAAAGUAAUAGAAAUAUCCCAAGCGCAGAAGGGCUUCUAAGCGAAGUUGACAAUAUUAUAAAGCAGCUCGAGAGUUUUCCUUAA
Messenger RNA from Blepharisma stoltei, 1586 nucleotides. The record is from the annotation of a GenBank genome assembly. NCBI's taxonomy places the organism in Eukaryota, Ciliophora, Heterotrichea, Heterotrichida, Blepharismidae.